This is a messenger RNA of Empidonax traillii (willow flycatcher), 662 nucleotides long. Its product is annotated as L-gulonolactone oxidase-like. The transcript has 5 exons. The record is from RefSeq and is a predicted model, not a curated record. The annotation marks the transcript as partial. Gene Ontology annotation, cellular component: membrane. NCBI's taxonomy places the organism in Eukaryota, Metazoa, Chordata, Aves, Passeriformes, Tyrannidae. Gene Ontology annotation, molecular function: FAD binding; D-arabinono-1,4-lactone oxidase activity.
AUCCUGGAUCUGGCGCGGCAGAGGGGCCGGCGGGUGAAGGUGGUCGGGGGCGGCCACUCCCCCUCCGACAUCGCCUGCACCGACGGGUUCCUCCUGCACCUGGGCCACAUGGACAGCGUCCUGCAGGCGGACCGGGAGAAGCUGCAGGUGACGGUGGAGGGCGGGAUCCUCCUGUCCCGCCUCAACGCGGCGCUGGACGAGCUCGGCAUGGCCCUGCCCAAUUUAGGGGCGGUGUCGGAGGUGACGGCGGGCGGAGUGAUCGGCACCGGCACCCACAACACCGGCAUCGCCCACGGCAUCCUCCCCACCCAGGUGGUGGCCGUGACGCUCCUGACGGCCUCGGGGGACAUCCUGGAAUGUUCGGAAUCCCGGAACUCGGAGCUUUUCCCGGCGGCGCGGCUGCACCUGGGCAGCCUGGGGGUGGUGCUGAGCGUCACCUUCCAGUGCGUGCCCAAAUUCCAGCUGCGGGAGGUGGCGUUUCCCGGCUCCCUGCCGCAGGUACCGGCGGGAAUCACGUUCUUUCCCGGGCUGGUCCGUUGGAUCAACCGGGGUUUUUUCCGGCUGCUCUUCGGGAAGCGCCAGGAGAGGGUUGGGAGGAGCCACCGGAUCUUCACCUACGACUGUCGCUUCCAACAGCACGUCCAGGACUGGGCCAUCCCCAU